Striga hermonthica is the source of this 3321-nucleotide messenger RNA. Lineage: Eukaryota; Viridiplantae; Streptophyta; Magnoliopsida; Lamiales; Orobanchaceae. The record is from the annotation of a GenBank genome assembly.
AUGUCCGAAGACGUACAAGUUUCUAGUGAUUCUGCACCAUGGCCAGCUGAUGGUAUGAGUGAUGUUGGUCCUGAUAAUGAUGAGUCGCCCUAUUCUUUUCUGGAUAUGUCUGCCACCGAUGAAGCAUCAUCAUAUGAUAAUCCUAAGGAUAGCACUCUCCCUGUAAACUCAUCUGAACAAUCUCAAGAGGAUUCCAAAUGGAGUGACACCACCUCAUUCACAUCAAAUAAGCUAAAAAAGCUUCAGUCAUGGUUUCAAUGUCCUGAUGGUAACUGGGAGCUCGGAACCAUUCUUCAAGCUUCUGCUAACAAGUCAUUGAUAUCAUUGGCUGAGGGAAAAGUUUUGGAAGUGAAUUCAGAAAUCCUGUUGCCAGCGAAUCCUGAUAUACUUGAUGGUGUGGAUGAUCUUAUGCAACUAAGCUACUUAAAUGAACCAUCAGUAUUAUACAACCUUGAGUAUAGAUAUAAUCAGGAUAUGAUCUACACUAAAGCAGGACCCGUUCUGAUUGCACUUAAUCCCUUUAAAAAAGUCCCUUUAUAUGGAACUGAGUUUAUUGAAGCUUACAAGCGCAAAUCUAUGGGGAGCCCACAUGUCUAUGCCAUCACUGAUACAGCUAUGCGUGAGAUGAUCCGAGGUAACUUCCUGAAUCUUGUCUUAACCAGUGGGGAAAGUGGAGCUGGAAAAACUGAGACAGCAAAGAUAGCCAUGCAAUAUUUAGCUGCUCUGGGAGGUGGUAGUGGGAUAGAGUACGAGAUACUGAAAACAAAUCCAAUUUUGGAAGCCUUUGGUAAUGCCAAAACAUUAAGAAAUGACAACUCAAGUCGAUUCGGAAAGCUGAUUGAAAUUCACUUCAGUGAAACUGGAAAGAUAUCUGGUGCCAAGAUUCAAACUUUUGUUCAAUGUUCACAGGGAGAAAGAUCAUAUCAUAUCUUUUAUCAGCUUUGUUGUGGAGCUCCUCCCUAUCUUAAAGAGAAACUGAACUUGAGAAAUGCUGAUGAUUUCAAAUAUUUGAAGCAAAGCAAUUGCUAUAGAAUUUCUGGGGUUGAUGAUGCCGAACAGUUCCGUGUAGUAGUGGAAGCUCUGGAUGUUGUUCAUGUCAAAAAGGAAGACCAAGAUAGUGUAUUUGCAAUGCUAGCUGCAGUACUAUGGCUGGGGAAUGUCACGUUUACUGUAGUUGAUAGUGAAAAUCAUGUUGAACCAGUGGUGGAUGAAGGUCUAACUAACGUUGCUACAUUGAUUGGGUGCAACAUUGAGGAACUAAAGCUGGCAUUAUCAACUCGAAAAAUGAGAGUUGGAAAAGAAAAUGAUACAAUCGUUCAAAAGUUGACCCUUGCUCAGGCCGUUGACACAAGAGAUGCAUUGGCAAAAUCAAUUUAUUCUUGCUUGUUUGACUGGCUAGUGGAACAAAUUAAUAAAUCACUAGCAGUAGGCAAAAGGCGCACUGGAAGGUCCAUCAGUAUUCUUGAUAUAUACGGUUUUGAAUCCUUUGAGAGAAAUAGCUUUGAGCAGUUCUGCAUUAAUUAUGCCAAUGAAAGAUUGCAACAACACUUCAACCGUCACUUGUUCAAAUUGGAGCAAGAGGAAUACAUCCAAGAUGGCAUUGACUGGGCAAGAGUUGAUUUUGAAGACAACCAAGAUUGUCUCGAACUUUUUGAGAAGAAGCCGUUAGGGUUACAAUCCUUGCUAGAUGAGGAAUCAACCUUUCCAAAUGGCACUGACUUGAGCUUAGCUGAUAAGCUUAGGCAACAUCUAAAAUCUAAUCCUUGUUUCCGAAGUGAACGAGGGGAAGCUUUUACUGUACGCCAUUAUGCAGGAGAGGUUACGUAUGAUACAACCGGUUUUCUUGAGAAGAACCGGGAUUUGCUUCAUUUGGAUUCCAUCGAACUUCUUUCUUCUUGCACAUGCCACCUUCCUCAGGCUUUUGCAUCCAGUAUGCUCUCUCAUUCUGAGAAGCCUGUGGUGGGUGCUCAGCAUAAAUCCUGUGGAGCAGAUUCACAAAAAUUUAGUGUUACAACAAAGUUUAAGGGCCAACUGUUCCAGCUUAUGCAACGUCUUGAGAACACAACAUCACAUUUCAUACGUUGUAUAAAGCCCAACAACUCCCAGUCUCCUGGUUACUAUAGUCAAGGGCUUGUGCUGCAACAGCUGCGAUGUUGUGGAGUCUUAGAAGUAGUUAGAAUUUCAAGAUCUGGUUUCCCUACCAGAAUGUCCCACCAAAAGUUUGCUAGAAGGUACAACUUCCUUCUUCUGGAGCAUGUUGCUUCACAGGAUCCACUCACUGUUUCAAUGCACAUUCUUCACCAGUUUGGCAUUCUACCUGAGAUGUAUCAAGUGGGAUACACGAAAUUGUUUUUCCGGACUGGGCAGAUUGGGGCACUUGAAGAUACUAGAAAUCGUACUCUACAUGGUAUUUUACGCGUGCAAAGUUGCUUUAGAGGCCACCUAGCUCGCUGUCAAACGAAGGAAUCAAGGAGAGGGAUCGCGACCAUUCAAGCAUUUAUUCGUGGUGAAAAGACUAGAAAAGAGUACGCAGUCUUAUUGAAGAAGCAUAGAGCAGCUAUAGCUAUCCAAAAGUGUGUGAAAGCAAGGUCUUGUAGAAAAAAGUGGAAAAGAAUAAAUGAGGCGUCAAUAGUAGUACAAUCAGUUAUUCGUGGAUGGUUAAUACGAAGAUGCUCGGGAGAUGUAGCGUUGCUGCAAUUUGGAGGUGAAAAGGGUAAUGAGGUGUUGGUGAAAUCAUCUUUCCUUGCGGAGCUUCAACUGAGGAUUCUAAGGGCUGAAGCUGGCGUGAGAGAGAAAAACGGAGAAAAUGAUGCACUUCGGCAGCAGCUGCAACAAUAUGACAACCGUUGGUCGGAAUACGAGGCGAGAAUGAAGUCUAUGGAGGAGAUGUGGCAAAUGCAGAUGAGGUCUCUUCAGUCGAGACUUUGCAUUGGGAGCGAGAAGAGCCAUAGCCAUAGCCAUCUCAACUUGUGUGAAGAUGGUGAAGAACUUGACGAGUGUAGCAGCAGCAGCAGCACAGGGCUUAGUGUGAUUGGCCGUCUGGCUCAGGAGUUUGAACAGAGGAGUCAGAUUUUUGGGGAUGAUGCAAAGUUCUUGGUUCAAGUCAAAUCGGGUCAGGCUGAAGGGAGUUUGGACCCGGACCGUGAGCUUCGCAGGUUGAAAAACAUGUUUGAAGCGUGGAAGAAAGAUUAUGGGGCGAGGCUCAGGGAGACUAAGGUUAUUCUAAACAAGCUUAGUGCUAAUGCUGAUGAACAAGGAUCUGCAGCUGAUAAGUUCCGCAGAAAGUGGUUUGCUAGGAGGAACAGCACAAGAUUUAACUAA